GAAACAAGUCAGACUGAGUAUCAGCUGUGAAGGACACAGGAUUUAACAAGCACCUGAAGCAUCCAGCCAUGCCUGUCUCACUGCGUCGUAGUGCUUCAUUCAGCAGUAUUGCUGGGGCAAAUUUCCAAACUUUAGGUUUAGGGAUGGGGCUGAACGGUCUGGCUAGCUCAGGUCAAUCCAUCACUGCUGACUUUGAUUUUUCAACCUCACAACUCGCAAUAUUUGGGAAUGAAAAGUCGGCUAUGCAGAAUCUUAACACCCGUCUGGCAUCGUACAUGGAUAAGGUGGUCUCCCUGGAAAGAGCCAAUCUAAAGCUUGAGCAGCAAAUAAAGGAGUUCUACGAAAGCAAGUCCUCCAUUAGCAGGAAAGAUCUGAGUAAAUACUAUGUCAUCAUGGAAGACCUCCAGAAACAGAUUAUUUCUAGGGCUGCAGAAAAACAGCAGGUUCUCCUGCAGUUGGACAAUGCUAGUCUAGCUGCUUCUGACUUUAAUAUAAAGUUUGAGACUGAGAGGAGCAUGCGUUUGAAUGUAGAAGCAGACCUCACUCGUCUCCGCGCCUUUCUUGAAAACGCUGAGGUGGCAACUAAAAACCUAGAAAUCCAAAUAUUAGGGUUAAACGAAGAACUGCAGUUCCUCAAGAAGAGCCAUGAGGAGGAGCUGCACAUGGUUCGCUCCCAAAAGAGUGACUCUGUGGAUGUGCAAGUGGACUGCGGUCCAGCUGUAAACCUCGAUAAAGAGCUGGAGGAGAUGCGUGAGCAAUACGAGGCACUCAUCCUAAAGAACCGCAAGCAAGUUGAGCAGUGGUUCCAGAGCAAGGUCAAAACGUUGAACACUGAAGCGCUUCAAAGCCACACAGAAAUCACAACUUCUCAAAAAGCCCACAGCGACCUGAAGAAAACCUACCAGUCCCUGGAGAUAGAAAUAAAUGGAUUUCACACACAGAUUCAGUCCCUGCAGAAGGAUGUGGUUCAGGUGAGUGCACGUUACAGUGAGCAGCUAUCCCACCUGCAGGUCUACAUCGACCGACUACAGACAGAGGUGCAGCAGAUCACCGCCAACAUGCAGCAACAGGCCAUGGAGUACCAGCAGCUGCUGGACAUCAAGAUGAGGCUGGAGCUUGAGAUACAGGAAUACAGGAGGCUGCUCGAGGGAGAACUUCAUGAAUAUCGCAUCCAAGAAAUCGACACAUCCAAGACAACGACCGUGACCGAAACAGUCGUGGUAGAGACACAAGAAAAGGAAGAGGAGAAACAUCUCCACCAGAAACGGGUGAAGAUUAUCAUGGAGGAGCUGGUGGAUGGAGUAGUUGUGUCCACUUCCGUGGAUGAGAAGGUGGAAGAUUUGUCCAGCUGAACAGAAGAUUCAUCAGUUUAAUGUUGCCUUAAUUAUUAUUAUCAUUCUAAUAAUAUGCAUUUACAGUCGCUGAACAAAAUAAUAAUGCAAAAACUUGGAGCAUUUGGAUUACAGCAGAGGUUUAUUGACAUUUGAGUGGGGGGGUGACUCUUCAAAAUGUUAUUGAGUGUGGCAUGAGGUAGCAGUUUUAUUUUAAGUUUAUGGUGUAGCAACGAUCUGUUAUGUUUAUCAGACUUGGGUGGUAGGGACUUCUACCUGUUCCAUGUGCUGCCUACUAUAAUGAAAAUUGUAGCAUACACAAACAUAUGCUUUGCUUCCAAUGAUUGUGUUACAAUAAACUAAA
This is a messenger RNA of Hemibagrus wyckioides, 1695 nucleotides long. It is a transcript of the gene krt99, whose product is annotated as keratin 99. Bases 69 to 1352 code for a protein of 427 amino acids. The record is from RefSeq and is a predicted model, not a curated record. Gene Ontology annotation, molecular function: structural molecule activity. The transcript is spliced from 9 exons. Lineage: Eukaryota; Metazoa; Chordata; Actinopteri; Siluriformes; Bagridae.